Messenger RNA from Solanum verrucosum, 1276 nucleotides. Its product is annotated as transcription factor VIP1-like. The record is from RefSeq and is a predicted model, not a curated record. The coding region runs from base 113 to 1135 and encodes 340 amino acids. Gene Ontology annotation, biological process: regulation of DNA-templated transcription. Gene Ontology annotation, cellular component: nucleus. The transcript has 4 exons. Lineage: Eukaryota; Viridiplantae; Streptophyta; Magnoliopsida; Solanales; Solanaceae. Gene Ontology annotation, molecular function: DNA-binding transcription factor activity.
AGCCAACUGCCUCUCUCCCUCCUUCUUCUUCUUCUUCCACACCGCCAACCCCAUUUCUACUCUCUCUCUUCUUCUUUCCAAAAUCGAACUGAAGAAUUGAUUUGGACAAACUAUGGACCCGAAGUUCACCGGAAAGCCUAUACCCAUCCCAUUUCUAUCGGGUCGGAUUGACCUUGACCAGAUGCCGGAUACUCCGACCCGUAUAGCACGUCACCGCCGGGCACAGUCGGAGACUUUCUUCAGGUUCCCUGACUUCGACGAUGACAUCCUCUUAGACGACGUCGUUGCUGACUUCAACCUUGACAUUUCGGCGCCGGCGUUGUCCCCUUCUACUGAUACCCACAUGCAGCCGGCGAAUUCAGCUGACUCGUCUUCAAACGGACUGGGUACUGAUCAUAAACCUAGACCGUUGAAUCACUUCAGGAGUCUUUCCGUUGACGCCGACUUUUUUGAUGGUCUGGAGUUUGGUGAAGCUGGAGCUACAACGCCCGCUGCGUCGGAGGAGAAGAAGAUGAUGGGUUUGGGUUCCGGUUCGAGUUCUCGUCAUAGGCAUAGCAAUUCGAUGGAUGGUUCUUUUUCUGCUGCGUCGUUUGAGGCUGAGAGCUCUGUUAAGAAAGCUAUGGCGCCUGAUCGGCUUGCUGAGUUGGCUUUGAUUGAUCCCAAGAGAGCCAAAAGGAUUCUUGCAAACAGACAAUCUGCUGCACGUUCGAAGGAGCGGAAAAUUCGUUAUACUAGUGAACUGGAGAGAAAGGUGCAGACUCUGCAGAGUGAAGCUACUACUCUGACUGCACAAAUCACGGUUCUGCAGAGAGACAAUAGUGGAUUGACUACUGAGAACAAAGAACUCAAACUACGGCUGCAAGCUUUGGAACAACAAGCCCAUCUUAGAGACGCUCUGAAUGAAGCUUUACGAGAAGAACUGCAGCAUCUAAAGAUAACAGCUGGUCAAAUGUCAGCUGCAAAUGGAAGCAGGGGGGCGCGUCCACAUUUCCCUCCCCAACCGCAGUCAUUUGUCCAAUGUGGUAAUCACCAUACUCAACAACAGCAGCCGCACAUGCCUCAGUCUACGACAAGUACCCAGAAUAUCGGUGGGCAGACCCAACCUAGCUUCAUGAACUUCAAUAACAGGGGUUGAAAAUGUCAAAGAAAAGGCAACAUGUUACUAAUGAGUAAUUAGCAUAGCGCCUUGUAUAUAUUGAUAAUGAUAUGUAAUGAAUAGUGUUACAGGCUGUGGAGUGUAUACUGAUCAGAUCACUUUGUACCAUUAUCAAAAUAC